AAUUGUCACCGUUGCACUAAAAACCUUCUAAGAACCUCUCGCUGCCACUUUUGCAACAAUAGAGCUACAUCCAAGAGCCAUUUCACAACAAUAGUUAUGGAAUUAUCGAUAAACAUAUCCGGACAAGCCUCGAAUCAGAGAGACGAGAACUUCCGAAAGUGGAAGGCAGAGAGUUUCGUACCGCAAAUACCACGUGAUGAUGACCCAAAGAAGAUGAUGGAUGAGAAGUUGUACAAUUACGCAGAAGAAGACAAAUUUGAUGAAUUAUUUGGUGAACUGCGGCGUGUUUCAUCAGCGGAACUAUCAUCCAUCAUUUACACACAAGUUAGCCCUUCUGGAAAUUCAUUGCUUCAUGUUUCAGCGAGGCAUGGAAGUAAAGAUGUGACAGAGCUCCUUCUUCAGCACUUUCCGCUUCUAAUGACAAGGAAAAACUUCCACAAAGAUACUGCACUUCAUUUAGCAGCCAGAGCUGGACAGCUGGGAACUAUUACAAUUCUUAUCAACAAGGCAAAAGGCCAUGGAGAAGCCAGCGACUUUUCUAGUUUUUUGGAGAUGAAGAAUGAUAGGGGAAACACUGCUUUACAUGAUGCAGUCAUUAAUCGUCACCAAGAAGUUGCCCGUUUUCUGGUUUCGGAAAGCUCGAAGCUUUUAUAUACUGAAAACAAUGAACGUAAGUCUCCCUUGUAUCUUGCAGUCGAGAAUAGCACUGACAAGCCGAGUGAUGAGAAGAUGUUCACUAUUCUUAUGGAUGCUAUACCCGAUGAUGUUGAUUUACUUAACAAGCUAGAAGGAAAGUCUCCUGUGCACGCCGCUAUCCAAGGAAGAAAGACAGAAAUAUUGAAACAAAUAGCGAAAGAAAAGCCAGGCCUUUUGCGCCGGAAAGAUGAGAAGGGGGGGAAUCCACUUCAUUGUGCAGCAUCCAUGGGUUAUGUUUGGGAAACUCAAUUCCUGUUCGAUAAAUAUCGUGAUGGUGCAAUCCAGCAAAACGAUGAAGGCAACAUGCCUAUCCAUGUUGCUAGCAAAAAGGACCAUGUUGAUGUAGUUGAUGCAUACAUUUCCAAUUGGACUGAUGCAACAGAAUUUCUCAACAGCAAAAGGCAGAACGUUCUUCAUGUCGCCGCUGAGAGUGGAAGGCAUCGAGUGGUGAAGUAUAUCCUACGAAAGAAGAAUCUGGAAGCACUUAUAAAUGAGAAGGAUCUAGAUGGAAAUACACCUUUGCAUUUAGCAUCAAAGAAUGGCCGCUCCAUUGCAACAUUUACUCUUGCGCGAAACUCUAUGGUUAUGAAAUGCAUAGCCAAUGGCGAAAACUUGACACCAUAUGAUGUUGCAGAGAAGCAAUCUAAAAUUGUGGGAGCAGAAUACUCAGGUGAACCAAUUCCGAACGGGAAGGACGACCAAGUUGAUCAAAAGAGUGAAAACUAUGGAGCGAGGCCACCAACAAAGGACAAAUCAGAUCAUGGACUGUGGCAAACAGGCAAACCUUUACUUACAGUAGUUUGA
This is a messenger RNA of Populus euphratica (Euphrates poplar), 1500 nucleotides long. Its product is annotated as ankyrin repeat-containing protein At5g02620-like. Gene Ontology annotation, molecular function: protein binding. The transcript is spliced from 4 exons. The record is from RefSeq and is a predicted model, not a curated record. Lineage: Eukaryota; Viridiplantae; Streptophyta; Magnoliopsida; Malpighiales; Salicaceae. Bases 97 to 1500 code for a protein of 467 amino acids.